Messenger RNA from Neocloeon triangulifer, 1093 nucleotides. RefSeq names its product teneurin-3-like. The coding region runs from base 75 to 884 and encodes 269 amino acids. Lineage: Eukaryota; Metazoa; Arthropoda; Insecta; Ephemeroptera; Baetidae. The transcript is spliced from 8 exons. The record is from RefSeq and is a predicted model, not a curated record.
UUAACACGGUCGCAACACUUUUAAAUUGGGUCCGAAAACAGUGGAGAACAGAUUAGAUUAUUUUAGGUCACGAGAUGCAGGCAAGGGUGCUUUUGGUUUUGUUGUCUUGUGUAACCUUUACUCUAGCAGCGAUUAAUGAUCCAUGCGCCGGGCCUGCCGACUGCGCUGAUGUGGCGAACGCGGUGUGCGACCUCAGCGUAGGCCAGUGCGUUUGCGACACUCGAUAUGUUUUCACCACCGACGGAACCUGCGAGGGAGCUGUGAGCAGAGCGUGCAUUAUCGAUCAUGGAAAAGCGUGCAAUGCAAUUCCGUACGCCCUGUGCAGCGUUCCCAGCCUGCUGACCUGCGACUGCACCAACGACUAUCUCAUAUCUGACGACAGGACUUCUUGCAACACACCUGAAGUUGGUGGUCAUUGUUUGGACAACGCUCAGUGUUCGGGACUCGGAGCUUCCUCUUGUGUUGACGAGCGGUGCGUUUGUGACGCCGGGCAUGUUGAAGGCACCGGUGGUGGCCGUUGCUACCCAAUCUCCACCGGACUUUACGAGCGCUGUGAAAAUGAUGCCCAAUGCGUUGCUCUGCACCCUGGCGCUACUUGCCAGGGAUUGAUUGGGCCAGAGUGCAGGUGCGCGGGGAGAUUUAUCGAAAACGCCUCAAACACCACUUGUGUUGAAAUUUCUCCUCAAAUUGGCGAUUUCUGCGAGGUGCCCAUCCAGUGCAGAGAUCCGAACUCGAGCUGCCUCGGUGGAACUUGCCAAUGCAACUCUGGCUAUGUUGCAUCAAUAGAUCAAGUCAACUGCAUCCCACAGGCUGCAGUUGGAGGUUCUUGUUUCCAAAACCAACAAUGCCAAAGCGGUUCAUGCGUUGGGGGAGUGUGUUCAUAAAAUUUCCAAAUCAUGUAUAAUGAAAUUUAAGGACAUUUUAGAAUGAAUAUUUUUAACUGAAUAUAACAAAAGCCAAGAAAUACUUUUGAUUUAAUUUUUAUUUUGUCUUUCUCGAGAGCAUAUGAUUCAGAAUCCGUCUCGUUUUCUUCAACACAUCAAGAUCUCAUAAGUAACAGCAAUAAAUAUAUAUAUUUUCGUCUUUUUGCGAA